This is a messenger RNA of Passer domesticus (house sparrow), 6569 nucleotides long. It is a transcript of the gene CBLB, whose product is annotated as Cbl proto-oncogene B. The record is from RefSeq and is a predicted model, not a curated record. The transcript has 19 exons. Gene Ontology annotation, cellular component: membrane raft; plasma membrane. Gene Ontology annotation, molecular function: ubiquitin protein ligase activity; phosphotyrosine residue binding; calcium ion binding. NCBI's taxonomy places the organism in Eukaryota, Metazoa, Chordata, Aves, Passeriformes, Passeridae. The coding region runs from base 174 to 3089 and encodes 971 amino acids. Gene Ontology annotation, biological process: negative regulation of epidermal growth factor-activated receptor activity; cell surface receptor signaling pathway.
UGUUCCGAGGAGAGGAGCGGCCGCCGGCGCGCCGCGGGGAGGGGGCGGGCGCGGCUGAAGGAGCGGGGCCGCCGCCGCCGCCGGGGAGCCAGCCUCACUUCCUAGGAGUGCGGGGGGACCACAGCCUGCCGGGGGCUGCGAGCGCUGCCGCAGACAGACCUCUUGGCUCCCAGAUGGCCAAUUCCCUCAACGGCCGGAACCCGCGCAAGGGACGGAUCCUGGGCUUCAUCGAUGCCAUUCAGGAUGCUGUGGGCCCCCCCAAGCAGGCAGCUGCUGACCGCAGGACUGUGGAGAAGACCUGGAAACUUAUGGACAAAGUGGUAAGAUUGUGCCAAAACCCAAAGCUUCAACUCAAAAACAGCCCACCUUAUAUACUUGACAUUCUACCUGAUACUUAUCAACAUUUGCGACUUAUACUGAGCAAAUAUGAUGACAACCAGAAACUUGCACAACUCAGUGAGAAUGAGUAUUUUAAAAUCUACAUUGACAGCCUUAUGAAAAAAUCUAAACGGGCCAUAAGACUCUUUAAAGAAGGAAAGGAAAGAAUGUAUGAAGAGCAGUCACAGGACAGGAGAAACCUCACAAAGCUGUCUCUCAUCUUCAGCCACAUGCUAGCAGAAAUUAAGGCUAUUUUUCCAAAUGGACAAUUCCAAGGUGAUAACUUCCGCAUCACCAAAGCCGAUGCUGCAGAUUUCUGGAGAAAAUUCUUUGGAGAUAAAACUAUAGUGCCAUGGAAGGUGUUCAGGCAGUGCCUUCAUGAAGUUCAUCAGAUUAGCUCUGGUUUGGAAGCAAUGGCUCUUAAAUCCACUAUUGACUUGACCUGCAAUGACUACAUUUCAAUUUUUGAAUUUGAUAUCUUCACUAGAUUAUUUCAGCCGUGGGGCUCAAUCUUAAGGAAUUGGAACUUCUUAGCUGUGACACAUCCUGGAUAUAUGGCAUUCCUGACGUAUGAUGAAGUGAAAGCAAGGCUGCAGAAAUACAGCACUAAACCUGGGAGCUACAUUUUCAGACUGAGUUGCACUCGCCUAGGCCAGUGGGCCAUUGGAUAUGUGACUGGAGAUGGGAACAUACUGCAGACCAUACCUCACAAUAAGCCUCUGUUUCAAGCUUUGAUCGAUGGCAGCCGGGAAGGAUUCUAUCUGUUCCCAGAUGGACGAAGUUAUAAUCCUGAUUUGACAGGAUUGUGUGAACCCACACCACAUGACCACAUAAAAGUCACACAGGAGCAGUAUGAAUUGUACUGUGAAAUGGGUUCCACUUUUCAGCUGUGUAAAAUCUGUGCAGAGAAUGACAAGGAUGUGAAGAUAGAGCCUUGUGGACACCUUAUGUGCACUUCUUGUCUUACAGCAUGGCAGGAAUCAGAUGGACAAGGCUGCCCUUUCUGCCGCUGUGAAAUCAAAGGGACUGAGCCAAUCAUUGUGGAUCCUUUUGAUCCCAGGGAUGAGAAUUCCAGGUGCUGCAGUAUUAUGGAUAGCUUUAGUAUGCCCAUGUUGGACUUGGAUGAUGAUGAUGAUAGAGAAGAGUCUCUAAUGAUGAAUCGUUUGGCUUCAGUCCGAAAGUGCAAUGACAGGCAGAAUUCACCAGUGACUUCCCCAGGAUCUUCCCCUCUUGCACAAAGAAGAAAACCACUUCCAGACCCCCUGCAAAUCCCUCAUCUUAGUCUUCCACCUGUCCCUCCUCGUCUGGAUCUGAUUCAGAAGGGAGUAGCACGGUCACCAUGUGCCAGCCCAACGGGGUCACCAAAGUCUUCUCCCUGCAUGGUGAGGAAACAGGACAAGCCUUUGCCAGCACCGCCACCUCCCCUGCGAGACCCACCUCCGCCGCCGCCGGAGCGGCCUCCCCCGGUCCUGCCGGACAGCAGCCGGGCCACCAGGCACCUGCACCACGCCGAGAGCCUGCCCGCCCGGGAGCAGCCCGUGCCCCUCGAGGGCUGGUGUCCCAGGGACGUGUUCGGGACAAGCCAGCUGGCGGGCUGCCGAGGCGGGGGUGAUGCCUCCCCCAAAGCGGGACUGACCGCCACUGCAAACGUGAACGGGAGGCACGGCCGUGUGAGUGCGGAGCAGGGAUUCAUGAGGAAGCACAGACGCCACGAGCUGCCUGCAGAAAGUGCCAAGGUUUUUUCAAAUGGUCAUCUGAUAAAUGAAGACUAUGAUGUCCCUCCACGGCUUUCACCCCCUCUUCCAGCUGGCUCUGUCAUCCCUAGUAUAAAGUGCCCUGGUCCUUCAGCAAAUUCUCUGUCUGAUAAAUCAAGGGAACACCCAGAUGAUGAUGAUGAAUACAAAAUUCCUUCUUCACAUCCUGUAAUACUGAGCUCACAACCACCUCAUGGUCAUAAUAUAAAACCUCUUGCUCGGGUGUGUGAGAAUGGCCAAUGUGCGAAUGGAACACACGGUGCCACUUCCGAGAUAAAGAAAUCAAAACAUCCAGAGUCAGGAGAUGUCUAUGAUGCACCUACUGUUCCGGUACCCUUGCCUCCUGCACGGCCUCCUGCCAGAGACAACCCCAAACACAGCUCUUUGCUCACCAGGACACCCUCCGAUUAUGAUCUUCUGGUGCCCCCUUUAGGUGAAGAUGCAUUUGAUAACUCACCCCCCUCACUCCCACCACCACCCCCACCACCUGCUCGGCACAGCAUGAUUGACCACACAAAACCUGCUGGCUCAGGGAGCCGACCCUCGUCAGGACAUGAGCUCUUCCUUCAUUCUGAUCCCCAUUUUGACUCAAUAACUGGUCAUGUUCCUUUGCCACCUGCUCGGAGAGCACCUGGAGAAAAUGUCAAAUCAAAUAGGACAUCUCAAGACUAUGAUCAACUCCCUCCAUCUUCAGAUGGUUCACAAGCACCAGCCAGACCCCCUAAACCACUUCCUCGGAGAACUGCACCAGAAAUACAUCACAGGAAAGCAUACAGCUCUGACAGUUCCACAGAAAAUGUGGAUGCAAAAAUUGCAAAACUUAUGGGAGAGGGCUAUUCCUUUGAAGAAGUCAAGAGGGCACUUGAAAUUGCCCAGAAUAAUGUUGACGUGGCCCGCAGUAUUUUAAGAGAGUUUGUCUGUUUUCCUCCACCAGUCUCCCCACGUCUCAAUCUAUAGCAGCAUCAAGAUUUUCUUGGAGCGCAUGAAUUCUGCAGAUACACAUGUGGAUUGGGGAAUGAGAGGAAGAACAGAAUGGAAUAUUUUUCUUCAUCCUUAGCAGAAGGGUGUUUAUUUCCAGCCGUUUAUCAAAGGCUCAUGGCUGCUCUGAUCAAGACUUAAAAAUAUGCUGAGGCUUAUGUAUUUUUGCUAGCCAUACUUUUUUAAAUCAGGGUUGAACUUAAAAAAUAAUUUUAAAAAAGUUUACUUCCCUAGAACUUUUAAUCUGUGAAAUGCUUUUUCUUGUUUACAAGUUGGCAAGUUACAGUUUUCUAGUUUGUGCCUGUACUAUGUCCUGUUCAUAUUCCCUUGUACUUGUGGUCAGUUCUGCUGUAGCAUUCCCAACAGUUUCCAUGCUGACCACUCCAUCAACUAAAUCAUCACUUUCCAGGAGUCCUGUUUUUCUUUUGGUCUUUUUUUUUCUUUUACAAGAUGCUUUAAUUGUUUUUUUUGCAUUUCAGCUCAUCAAAUGCAAAAAGUAUGUGGCCUUCACUACUGAUUUUUUUUUUUCUUCUGAGAUUCCUUUGCUUUUGAGAGAGGAAAUAUCUGAAUGUAAAACAUAUUAUUCUGUGAACUGCCUUUUUAAAGGUAUUUUGACAGUAAUGUUGGGCAGCUUUCUGUUUAACAAGAAUUCCAUGACCUGUAGUCUCACAGUCUUUUAUAUACAGUUUCCACAGAAAAAUCCCAACCAACAAAUAAAACACUUCAUGCAGCAGUGAUACUGAGUUCUCAAAUGUAAAAUCUCUUUCAAAAUUGAGUAUUUGAUUGCAGAUGUUUAAAAAAGCCAAAUGCACAUGAUAAUACUGUGUUUUGAUUACACACUAAUGGCACCAGUUCUUCAUGGCAAGACUAAAAGGAAUCUUUUUCAAUUAUAUUAAAGGUAUUCAGGUAAAUUCCAGUUCUAGAUUCAGUAAAGUAGAAUGCGGUUAAUGUUUUGUUUGAGUGAUUAUCCUGUGGUUCAUUGUGGCUUGGAUCAGUUUGUAUUAACUUGGAAACUUUAAAUCUUUGAUGCACUGUUAAUUCCUAAUCCUACUGUAGCAAUAUUUUUUGCCAAGUUUUUUAAUAACCUCCUCCCUCCCCUGUACACUUCAUAAUCCUCAAGGGUUUGUUUAACACCCAAAUUCAUUCACUCACUUUCCAGCUGUUUAGUUGGAAAUACAUUUUUGCUUUACUUGGUUAGUGAUAUUCCAAACUUUGGCAUUUUAUUUUUGAGCCCAAAUUGGUGCAAGCCAAUUUAAAAAUCUUCCUGAUAUUAAAAAGAGUGAAGUCAAUUCUAUUCUGAGUAUGUUCAAAGUUGAGUCCAAAUAUUUUCAGAAAAAUUCUUAAGAUUGCUGCUUUCUUGUUUUUUUAGGAAAUUUUGAAAUUUUUUUUCUAGUACUAUUGAACAAAUAAAACCAUGUGAUAUUUAGAAUAUUUUUCUCAUUUUGAUAUGUAUGAUUAUACAAAAAUUUUCAGUGUGCCAGGCUGGGUGUGAAGUUCAUUAUUCCCUUUCAGCUGUUAGUGUUCUCUUUCACUCUGAGUAGGUGCAAGAAUUUGUAAAGUUUAGAGGAUCAGAUCUCAUCAGCCAGUGUGUUUGUUGUAAAGAUGUUUUUAAAGACAGCACGUGGCUGAACUGCAGGAUUUGAAGUAACUGAGAACACCCAUUGGAAAUUACUCUGCUAUCUCGAAGUCCCAUUGUUUCAUGAAAAAACUUGUUCUUAAAAUUAAUUAAAUUAUUUUGUAGCAUCACAAAGCAUAAUAUGGAUAUCGUUAAUCUGCGUCAGUGAUAAAAAGUGAUCAGGAGAAUACAGGGUAUAUAAGGAAAAACUGCUGCAGCAUUUGGAUUUAAGCAAAUGCUUCUGAGUUUGUGCACCCUCCUGUAAUUGUUCAUUCCUCAAGUACAGCUUAGGUAAAGUUUUGGUGUAAGUUAUAUUCUAUGCUUUGACUCAAGUUAAUCUCUUUCCUCUGUUUUGGGAGAAAGUUUUGUGUAGUAUGGAACCCUCUUGUUCAUUUGGUUUGUUUGCAACAUCACUGUAGCGUAUUAGCUAGCUGUAAAUUGAAAAUGAUUCAGGCUAUUAAAUUAUACACUCUGGUUGUACUGGAAUUACUGAAAUGAGGUUCUAGCAUAACUGCCAGCAUAGCAAUAAUGAAAAAAGAAUGCUUUACAAGGACGAACUAACAAUCUGCACAUUGAGUUUUGAAAUUUUGAAUUGUAAUGAAGAACUCAUUUUCUCUUUUUUAUGCAGCAGCUUAUACAAAUUACAUCCUUAUAUUUCAAUUAGAGGCUGGAACUGCUGCCUGAUAGAUUAAGGCUUUUAAAGUUUUCCUUCUUUCUGGUUGUGACUACCAGUGACACUCUUUUUUUAUUAUGUGUUAAAAAACCAAACUUGAAUAUCAGUAUUUUGAGUGGUAACUUGAAAAGAUUUCCAUUAAUCUUUGAAUGAGUGUGCUAAUAACACUUAAAUAGUGGAACAUGCAGACUGUUUCAGACCUGUUCUGGUUAAAGUCAAACAGCAAAAUUGCUUUGCUAGAGUUGAUGUUUACUCUGCAGGAAUUAAUAGGCUUAAAGUAAGUUAAUCUGGCUGCAGUCCAGUUCUCUAAAGACAUAGUUCUCUAAACAUAUUUUUAACCUUUGAAAGACUUAAGGGUUUGAGCCUGGUAAUGUGUUAGGUAACUUUAAGGAUGACUGACUUGAAUGAGAGUGCUUGGGUGAACAAAGUUGGUUAAACUCAGAAACAUUUGAAGUCUUUAGACCGUCCUUGUGUUGUCUGGUUGGCCUCACCUUUUCUCUCCUUUUGGCUAAGUUACUGCAUUUUGAGCAAAUUGGCUGAAUCAGAAGUUGAGCAGAACAAGUGGACAUCAGCAGCACAGGUCUUUUCCAAUGGCUAUAUGUAAGAAAAAACUAAAUUGUGGUGAAGGAAACUAAUAUAAUUAGCCCUGUUAAUGGCUUGUCUGGAACCCUAAAAUGGCCACUGGUAAAAUUUGUUCAUGUCCAUUAUCUCAAGAGUGCAUCUGGCACAGCUUUUUUACAAUGUGAAUUUAGGAAAUUUUGUACCAGGAUCAUUUCUUCUGUUGUAUUUCUCUCAUUUUCAGCUUGAAGCUUUACUUUGCACUGACAACUCUGACCUGAAAUUCGUGUCUUAAAUAUUGACAAAUUUUUAAGCAAAUGAACACCAUAUUCAAAGCACAUUCAGGUGCUACCUGAUGACCUGGAAUAUUUAGCGCUUUUAGGAGUGACUUCUUGAAAAAGGACUUCAGCAGUUUCCAUUUUGAAGGAUUUUCUUUCAAAUAACUAUUUUAACUGAAAAUGCCUUUUAUAAACUUGUCUAAUGUGGCAAAUUUAGUGGUGUGUUCAAUUAAUUUAUAUUUUAUUCAGCAUUCUUUUUAAAUUUUGGUUAUUAUGUAUGCUCAAGUUCUUUAUCUGUUCAUGUAAGGUAUUUUAUAAAAUUAAUGUUAAGAGAA